Nyctereutes procyonoides (raccoon dog) is the source of this 1861-nucleotide messenger RNA. It is a transcript of the gene ETV3L, whose product is annotated as ETS variant transcription factor 3 like. The transcript is spliced from 6 exons. Gene Ontology annotation, molecular function: DNA-binding transcription factor activity, RNA polymerase II-specific; sequence-specific DNA binding. NCBI's taxonomy places the organism in Eukaryota, Metazoa, Chordata, Mammalia, Carnivora, Canidae. Bases 239 to 1309 code for a protein of 356 amino acids. Gene Ontology annotation, biological process: cell differentiation; regulation of transcription by RNA polymerase II. The record is from RefSeq and is a predicted model, not a curated record. Gene Ontology annotation, cellular component: nucleus.
CUCACGGUCCUGAUUAGGCAGGUACCGCCCACCCCAGGAGCAGGCCCACACCCUGCACCCUGCUCCGUGCUCUGGACACUCUGCCUCUGUGCCCUCUUCCCUCAGUGACGGUGGGAGCCAGCCUGGAGCACCAACCUUGAUCCCAUCUUCUGAGCCCGGGGUUCAGUAACUCGGCAAAAACCUCAGUGACCCUCUCCUUCCGAGGCCCAGACGUGGCCCUCGCUGCCCCAAGAAGACCAUGCACUGUGGCUGCGUGGCCGAGGAUGCACCUGCCGUCCUGGGCAGCUCCUGGAUCUCAGGCAUGGCCUUCCCCGACUGGGCCUACAAAGCAGAGUCAUCCCCGGGCUCCCGGCAGAUCCAGCUGUGGCACUUCAUCCUAGAGCUGCUGCAGAAGGAGGAGUUCCAUCAUGUCAUCGCCUGGCAGCAGGGAGAGUACGGGGAGUUUGUCAUCAAGGAUCCAGAUGAGGUGGCCCGCCUCUGGGGCCGCAGGAAGUGCAAACCCCAGAUGAAUUAUGACAAGCUGAGCCGGGCCCUCAGGUAUUACUACAAUAAGAGGAUCCUGCACAAGACCAAAGGCAAGAGGUUCACAUAUAAGUUCAACUUCAGCAAGUUGAUUGUCAUCCACCAUCCUCUGUGGGAGGUGCGGGCACCGCCUUCCCCCCACUUGUUGCUGGGGGCCCCUGCCCUCUUUCGGCCAGCUCUGGUGCCCAUGGGCAUGCCCAGUGAGCUCCUGCACAGCAUGUUGUUUGCCCGUCAUGUUGGACAGGAGACCCCCCGAGGGCUGCCAGAGGCCACUGAGGACAAGAAGGGGAGCGGCGGCAGUGCCCCUCGCCUUGGCUCUCUCCUGGCCCCCUGCCAGCUUGGCCCUUGCUGCCUUCUGGGGAGCCCCCAAGACGAGCUGCCUGGCCUUGCUGCCUUCACCCCUCCCCUCCUGCCCCCCCUCCCUUCUGACUGGACCCGCCUCUCAGGGCCCUUCCUGCCCCCUGUUCCCCUGGAGCAGCCAUUCCCGGGGGCCCCCAAGCCAGACUCCCUGUUCCCAGGGCCUGGGUGCCCCCCAGUGACCCACCAUUUCUCGGGGCUCACCCUGUUGGCUGGGCUGGGCCCAGGAGCAGGCGAGAGGCUGCGGUUCCUGUCACUGAGGCCACAGUGGCUUGGGGUCAAGCCUGACCCCCUGAUGGGGGCGAAGGGACGCCCGAGUCCCAGGGACGGCUUCUCCUCAGACAUACAUGGACCCAAAACAGGGGACAAAUACCCUGUAUCCCCCCACUUGGAGAACUGCAGGGCAGUGUGGCCCCUGGAUCCUCCUUAGGUGGGGAGAUGGGAAGUGGGAGUCCCCUAAACUCCACCCCUCUUCCCCCUCUUCCUGUCUACUUUCUCUCUGGCUUUGUGCCUGGCCAGGUUUAAACUGCAGGAGGCUUUGAAAGGGUAGAGCCAAAUAAAAAGGGGUGAGGAUAUCGCAGGGGUAAGGAAGACUGAGGUGGGGGGCUCCCCUCCCUUCCCCUCUCCUGCUCUCCCCUCCCCUCUCCUCCCAUGGAAUUGUUCAUCAGAUGAAGGAGACUGGCCUAAUCUCCACUUUCUUUGAGGGAGCCGGGAAUAAGGGGCCCUUGCCUGAAGCAACACCCCCCACCCCUGCUUAUUCCCUUGCCUGAAGCAACACCCCCCACCCUUGCCCUCAGGAGGGAGAUGAUGGGCGUCUGGGUUGGGAGGCCAGGAGCCCAGACUCCAGUGUCUCUCCUGCCCCUCCACGCACACAUCCCCAGCAGCUCCUGUCUGGGGUGGGUGCUUCCUUCUGUCUCCGUUCCUCUGAGACCCGGGGAGGGGGACAGGGAGGGACUGGCCUCCUCAGAUCUAUAAUUCUGUG